AGAGGGGCGGUUAGCAAAAAAUAAACAACCGUCUGGAUUGGGUUGACAACAAGAUGGCGGUGGCGCGGCGGAGCCGUUUGGGGCUGGGGGCUUUCUUCCUGCUGCUUGCUCUGGGCUGUGAGAAGGCUUGGGCCGACACGGAGCCCGCUCCCGACUCUCUUUCCGAGGCCUUUGAGCCGGCGCUGGGCACUACUGCUCCGUGCCAGAGGACCUGCCAGAGCACCUACCCACUCCACACUUACCCCAAGGAGGAAGAGCUCUAUGCAUGUCAAAGGGGCUGUAGACUCUUCUCCAUUUGUCAGUUUGUGGAUGAUGGAAUUGACUUGAACAGGACCAAGCUGGAAUGCGAUUCUGCAUGUACUGAGGCAUAUACCUCUCAGUCUGAUGAACAAUAUGCUUGCCGUCUUGGAUGCCAGAAUCAGUUACCAUAUGCUGAACUGAGGCGAGAGCAACUCAUGUCCUUGAUGCCAAGAAUGCAUCUUCUCUUUCCCCUUACACUUGUGAGAUCAUUUUGGAGUGAUAUGAUGGAAACAGCUCACAGCUUCAUGACCUCCUCAUGGACUUUCUACCUUCAAGCUGAUGAUGGCAAAAUAUUGAUCUUCCAGUCAAAGCCAGAAGUUCAGUAUGUUCGAAAUCCUGAACAGGAAACCUCAGAUCUAAAAGACUCAUCUCUUAGUAAAGCAUCUUUAGAUCUGCAGCCAGGAGGUCCACAGACACACAAAGGGUUCUUUGAUGAGGAUGACAGUGAUAGUUUCUUCAAAUGUAUUUCAAUAAAUUCUGGUUGGAUAUUAACAACCACACUUCUCCUCUCUGUACUGGUGUUGCUCUGGAUUUGUUGUGCAACUGUUACUACUGCUGUGGAGCAGUAUGUUCCGUCUGAGAAGCUGAGUAUCUAUGGAGACAUGGAAUACAUGAACGAACAAAAACUGAACCGAUAUCCAACUUCUGCUCUCAUGGUAGUUAAAUGCAAGGCUGAUGAACAAGAAGCCGGACCUCUGCCUACAAAAGUUAAUUUGUCUCAAUCAGCAAUAUAGAUUUUAAAAGUGAAUUCAUUAGACUAAAUUCUACGACUUCUAUUAACUCUGGUGACUUCUUCCAAUGAAGGGGUUUGGGGGUGGGGUAUCAGUAUUGAGAGUCAAAUAAAGUUGGCGAAUCAAUGAAGGUUGUACUGUCAUGAUGUUCAAUCUUUUUCACUAGUGAAAUAAAUUGUGUUGGGAAGGUGGGGCUUGCUGCAUCUCUUUUUUUGCUUACCAAAAACAAAACCCUAUUGUCUAUAUGUUGAGGUUGUGGUAUUUGCAUAUUAUGAACACCUGUCAAAAUGUAUAUUUGGAAUUUCUUACAAAAAUUGUAAGGAAUUUUUGGUCAAAGAUGCUUUUUAAAUUGUCUUCAGUCGUGGAUAACUUAAACUAACUUGUAGAGUUGAUUGCAAAACCCUUAGCACUUCAAAUCGCUCUCUUUCUACAAAUAAGAACAUAUUUCUGUUUAACUUUAUGCCAGUUUCUGGCAUUAAAGCUGUGUGGGUCAGAAAUAAAACUUUAAUUUAAAAAUCCUGUAUUACUUCUGUAUUGUGUUCCAGAAUAGCUGUUUAGAUUGUAUAGCUUGUCUUAAGCUUGCCCUGCUUUACAACAGUUGUGUUUGUCAUCUCAGGGUGGGGAGCUUUCCAUUUUUAGAAAACUGUUUCCUAAAAAGGCCACAUAGUUGGCAAAUAUAAUUUGGUUGACUUAUUCUUUGGGGGGCAUUUAAUUGACUGCAGCCUAUGCAAUGUUUGACAUUGGCUUGGUUCACAUGUAACAGGAAAUCAUGAUUUCUUCUUAUCAGAAUGAGUCCUCCCUUUGUCUUUUACUCACCAGAAGACUUCUGCUUUCUAUUGUAAACAAAUCACAGUUCUCAGUGACAUUGAAACUCUGGAACUAAUUGUGGCUAGUGAGAACAAGCUAGGAUUUGAAGCCAUGGCUUGAUCGUAGCUUGCUCUCACUGACCAUGGUUAAAACAAACUGCAGUUCUUGAGUUCAGAUAUUAUAUUUCUCAUUUUAAAAUUGAAAAUAGAAGCUUUCAAUCUCUUCCUCUGCUAUAUAAAAGGAAAUGGGAGGGGCAAGUGCACAGGACAAAAGUUUGCUGUAGCUCAUUCUCGUAAUAGGAAACCAUGGUUUCCUACUACGUAAGAACCAAGGCAAUAUUUACAUUGGCUCUCCCUGGAACGCAGCUAUCUUUUGGAAAUGUACUUUAUUAAAUUGAAUACAUUAUUAGGUUGAGACUUGUGACUAAGCAAAUGCCUUGUCUAAUACAAUUCUGUAAAUAAGUACUUGCCAGAGGAGGUUUCAAGUUCCAAGUUCCUCGAUUUAUUUUUUUAGUAUAAUUCUUUGCAUUAACAUUGAUUGCAUUUGGAGUUGGUUCAGCAUUAUGCACAAAUGCUUGUAAAAUAUUUGAUAGGUCCUUGCUAAUGGGAAAAAAAAUUCUGGAGAAGACAGAACAUCUAAUCCAAUCUACUGAACUGCUCACCCUUAUAUCAUCAUGCUAGAACAAAAACAAAAACAUAUGAGGCAACUAUUGUAACUCUGUGGUGAAGUAGCAAGCCAAUAAAAUCUGAAUGAAAUGUCAUUCUCUCUAAAUGUCACUAUAUUGUGAGCAUCUAUACAUAUGUGCAGUAUAAAGUCUAUGAUUCUGUAAACUAGUGAUGAUUAAAAAUGGCCGUUUCUAUCUAAAAUCUACAUCAGCACUGAUCAAUUGGAGUCUAAUGUUAACUUGCAAGGGCACUUGUUAAAGCAAAUGAUGUUUUUAAUCCUCUAUCUAGUCUACAAUACACUAUGAAGUUUAAAACUCGCCCAUUUUCUUAUGGUGAGACACCAUUGACAUUCCAAUUCAACCUGUGAAAUAGUUGCUUUAAAUCAGCUUCUGUAACAUUUUCUCUGCAUUGUACGCUAACCUCUACAUUGUUAAUUGUCUUAAUUUUUAACUUACAGAGCUGAAAAUCUAUUGUACUUAGGCACUGAUUACUCCAACUGUAGUUGCUUUAAAUUAUAAAUUCUUUUUUAAUUCCAGUUCUAAUUUUGUUUCUGUCUGCCUGUACUUGUGAAAAAGCCCAGACUAAUCAGAGGAAGAUUAAAUGAACUGCAAUUUAAACUUGUAUUUUUAGCCUGAAGGUAUAUUGUCACUACACCGACUAUUCUGAAGUGCAGAUUCUUCACGGUGUUGCUAUGAUUGCUGUUAUCGGACUCUUUGCUCACUGUGACAAACUUGAACAAAAAUCUAUUCCAUGUUCUAAAAUAAAUUCAUGGCUGAAAGAA
Elgaria multicarinata webbii is the source of this 3284-nucleotide messenger RNA. RefSeq names its product transmembrane protein 59 (gene TMEM59). NCBI's taxonomy places the organism in Eukaryota, Metazoa, Chordata, Lepidosauria, Squamata, Anguidae. The transcript has 8 exons. Gene Ontology annotation, biological process: positive regulation of autophagy. Gene Ontology annotation, cellular component: lysosome; late endosome. The record is from RefSeq and is a predicted model, not a curated record. The coding region runs from base 54 to 1034 and encodes 326 amino acids.